AAAUGAUGAUUGAGAAAAUACUUUGAUCUUGAUAACAGGUUAAAGAAUGUUUUCUGAACAACAAUUUUUCGUUCAAUGUUCAACGUCGAAAUGUCACAGUGAUGACAUUUCAGCAAAGAUGUGCGCUGUGCUUUACUACCAAAAAUAGAACUCCUGCUUAAAAGUCUAACUUGGGUAUUUCAUGAAUCUUUAAAUCUUUCCUGUUUUCACGCCUGGUUCCUGUAAAUAAUCAGCCAACAAUUUUAAAGUGUGUGACAAGUUUGAUAGUUUUAAAAGGCAAAUAAUGUGGGAGAAGCACCUUUAACGGGUACGUGUCCGUGACAAGUGAGUAUGUUUUGUAUAAACUGGCGAAAAUACGGCAAUAUUAUUGAGGACACAUAAGUUAAUUUGUGGGUGCAAGGACUGAUUUUGAAAAUUCCAUGCGAUUUAUGUUCACAAAACGACUGCGCGCUGUGUUAUUUUGUCAAUAUUGGCGAAAAGAAAACACAAUGAAGCGAAUUUGCAGGAGCCGAGAGACGCGGUGCCGGGAUGGCUGAGUCUAUACGGUCCUCAUGUGACAUUUAAGUCCAGCCCCCUGACGUAUGAGCUGCUAAAACGAAACAUUUUCUUUGACUGUUCGUGUGAGAGAAAGAAAUCUUCGGCAAAGGAAUGGCAGAAGUUGCUCCAGCUCCAGCCGCAGCCGCCCCGGCUAAGGCUCCCAAGAAGAAAGCAGCAAGCAAGCCUAGGAAAGCGGGGCCCAGCGUUGGGGACUUGAUCGUGAAGGCAGUUUCUGCUUCUAAGGAGAGACACGGAGUUUCACUGGCUGCCUUGAAGAAGGCUCUGGUUGCCGGUGGUUACGACGUAGAGAAGAACAAUUCUCGUGUAAAGAUUGCAGUCAGGAGCCUGGUGACCAAGGGUACCUUGCUUCAGACUAAAGGAACGGGUGCCUCUGGUUCGUUUAAGCUGAACAAAAAUCAGCCUGCUGUGAAGAAGCCCGCCAAGAAAGCAGCUCCUAAAGCUAAGAAGCCAGCGGCGGCCAAAAAGGCAGUAGCGAAGAAGCCUGUAGCCAAAAAGUCGCCCAAGAAGAAGCCUGCUACAGUGAAGGCUAAGAAGAGCCCAAAGAAGGCCAAGAAGCCGACAGCAGCGGCUAAGAAGCCGAAGCCGGCCAAGAGUCCGAAGAAAACUAAGAAGCCGGCUGCAAAGAAGGCGACUAAGAGUCCUAAGAAAGCAAAAGCGACCAAGCCGAAAGUUGCCAAGCCCAAGAGCGUCAAAGCAAAGAAGGCGGCUCCUAAGAAGAAGUGAGCGCGUACACUGUACUGUUCACUAGCAUCAAAGGCUCUUUUAAGAGCCACC
This is a messenger RNA of Anguilla rostrata (American eel), 1332 nucleotides long. RefSeq names its product histone H1-like. The coding region runs from base 649 to 1281 and encodes 210 amino acids. Lineage: Eukaryota; Metazoa; Chordata; Actinopteri; Anguilliformes; Anguillidae. Gene Ontology annotation, biological process: nucleosome assembly. The record is from RefSeq and is a predicted model, not a curated record. Gene Ontology annotation, molecular function: DNA binding; structural constituent of chromatin. Gene Ontology annotation, cellular component: nucleosome. The transcript has a single exon.